Messenger RNA from Drosophila ficusphila, 2020 nucleotides. RefSeq names its product complex I assembly factor ACAD9, mitochondrial (gene Egm). Gene Ontology annotation, molecular function: acyl-CoA dehydrogenase activity; flavin adenine dinucleotide binding. The record is from RefSeq and is a predicted model, not a curated record. The coding region runs from base 35 to 1957 and encodes 640 amino acids. The transcript has 3 exons. NCBI's taxonomy places the organism in Eukaryota, Metazoa, Arthropoda, Insecta, Diptera, Drosophilidae.
ACUAUCUUCGAAAUUACCUAAUUUCUUGGUAAAUAUGCGGCCCAACUUGUUUUCCGGUGCCUCGCGGCUUUUGAAAUACGGCCGGAAUGGAAAACUCCUGACUCGGGCGAGGAGCACGAAGGCGACCUCCAGCAGUCUGGACUCCCAGCAGCAGGAGGCGGCGGCCACCGAAGGAGGAAAGACCGAUUUCGUGGAGGAGUCACCGGAAGAUCAGCAAAAACUGCCCACCCGUGAGCCGCUGGCCAAGAACUUCUUUAUCGGAGUGGUGGACAAGGAGCUGCUGGCCUAUCCGGAGGUGAUUCCCCGCGAUGAGAUGUCCCAGCUGCAGAACUCCCUGCUCCCCCUGAAGAAUUACUUUGUGGAGCCCCGGGAAACGGAGGAGAAAACAUCUCCUGAGAUUCUGCGCCAGCUGGGACUCUAUGGCCUCAAUGCGCCCACGGAUUUCGAUGGCAAAGGCUACGGUUGGAGUGCCAGUCUGAUAGCCAGUGAACCAGAUUCCACGGAUGUAAACGUGACCCUUGGCCUGCAAACUCACCGCGUGGUUGUGGAUUUGCUGAAGGAAGUCGGGACUCCCCUGCAACAGCAGAGAUAUCUCCAGGAUUUAGCCCUCGGCAAACUGAUAGGCAGCGAAGCCAUCUAUGAGUACACCCCACCCGAAGAGGACUACUUUAGCACCAAGGCGGAACUACUUCCGGAAUCCGGAAAGUGGCUGCUCAACGGCGAGAAGGCAUUUGUGGUCUGCACUCCGGGGGAGCGCCAGCUCUUCCUCGUUCUCGCCCAAAGCCAGCAGCCAAAUGUGCCGGGAGCCUUGGGACGAGGCACGACGAUUUUCCUGGUGGAUUCCCAACAGGAGGGUGUGCGUCUGGGUGAGAAACAGGCCACCUUUGGUUGCCGGGAAGCGGAAAUCCGACGUGUGCACUUCGAUCAGGUGAAACUAAGCGUGGAGCAGGUGGUGGGCCUUCCACACGACGGCAACCGCUACUCGGAGCAGCUGGUUCGGUCAUCUCGACUGAGAGGCAGCAUAGUGGGCUUAUCGCUGGCCAAGAAACUCCUGAACGAACUGGCCCAGUACAGUGUGUCAACCACACAAUGUGGAGUUCAACUCAAGGACCUCGAGCUAACCCGCGUCCACCUGUCGCGAGCCAUGUGCUCCGUUUAUGCGAUGGAGAGCAUGCUCUACAUGACUGCCGGCCUGCUGGACGAGUUCCGUGCCCAGGAUGUGACUUUGGAGAGCGCCAUCACCAAGUUCUUCACCCUGCGUCAGCUGUACGAGAUUGCCUCUCAAAAUCUAGGCCUCGUGGGGCCCAAAAGUCUGCUCAGUGGCGAGGCCACGGAGUUGGGAUUACGAGAUGCCGCACAGCUGUGCACGCAGGGUGAAUCUCUCGACACGCUGGGCAUGUUCAUCGCUCUCACAGGAUUGCAGCAUGCGGGGAAAGCCAUGAAUGCGGGUGUGAAGAAGUCGAGGAAUCCCCUCUUCCAUCCUGGUCACAUUUUCGGCAAGUUCCUGGACACCAAUAGCAUCGACAAUCCCAAGACUAAGAUGCAGCUCUCGGAGCAUGUGCAUCCGUCUUUGGAAGCGGCAGCUCAGUGCAUUGAGCAUUCGGUGGCCCGUCUGCAAAUGGCUGUGGAGCUGAUGUUCACCCGCCAUGGAAACGCGGUGGUGGAGCGCCAAAGUGAAAUGCAGCGCCUGGCGGAGGUGGGCACCACCGUCUAUGCCAUGUGGGCCAGUGUGGCGAGAGCCUCCCGAUCCUACUGCAUUGGCCUUCCGCUGGCGGAUCACGAACUGCUGACGGCCACGGCGAUCUGCUCGCAAGGAAGGGACCGAGUCCACACCCUUUGCAAUGAGAUCUACGGCGGUAAUUUCGUGAACAAUGACAACAACCUGGUGCGACUCUCCAAGCAGCUGGCAAAGAGCAAGGGAUACUUCCCCGUCCACCCGCUCACGUUCAACUUCUAAGCCUGGCUAGUAGUUUAGUUUUUAUUGUCUUUACCAUUUAAAUAAAUAUUUGUUAUUGAUGAA